Molecule: messenger RNA, 1445 nt
Organism: Brassica oleracea var. oleracea
Lineage: Eukaryota; Viridiplantae; Streptophyta; Magnoliopsida; Brassicales; Brassicaceae
Product: periaxin-like
Exons: 2
Coding region: 64-1221 (385 amino acids)
Source: RefSeq, a predicted model, not a curated record
ACAAACACACCACAAAGCAAAAGAAGCAUACAAAGAAAAGGUUAACUUCUCACGCAAGCAAGCAUGGCACUGAUGAAGAAGAGUCUCUUUGCUCUUCUCCUCUCAUCACCAAUUCUGAUCAUAUGUCUUAUCGCAUUGCUGGCUUGUCCGGUUUCAGUAGGAGCUCGCCGGUUAGUGGAGGAGGCUCCUAAACCGGAGAUGCCAAAACUGCCUGAACUUCCUCACCCGGAGCUACCCAAGUUUGAAGUUCCCAAGUUGCCUGAGCUCCCUAAACCAGAGAUGCCCAAGUUACCUGAGUUCCCAAAGCCUGAGUUGCCUAAGUUCCCGGAGAUUCCAAAACCCGAAUUGCCAAAGAUGCCAGAGGUUCCUAAGCCUGAGAUGCCUAAGUUGAUGGAGACUCCAAAGCCUGAGGCUCCUAAGUUGCCGGAGGUUCCAAAGCCUGAGCUACCAAAGGUACCGGAGAUCCCAAAGCCCGAGCUGCCAAAGGUGCCAGAGAUUCCAAAGCCGGAGGUACCAAAGGUGCCAGAGAUUCCUAAGCCUGAGUUACCAAAGAUGCCAGAGAUUCAGAAGCCGGAGCUACCAAAGGUGCCGGAGAUUCCAAAACCUGAGCUGCCAAAGGUCCCGGAGAUUGCAAAGCCUGAGCUGCCUAAAGUGCCGGAGCUACCAAAGAUGCCGGAGGUUCCUAAGCCUGAGGCUCCUAAAUUGCCAGAGAUUCAGAAGCCGGAGCUACCAAAAAUGCCGGAGAUUCCUAAGCCUGAAUUGCCAAAGAUGCCGGAAAUUCAGAAGCCUGAGUUGCCAAAGAUGCCGGAGGUUCCUAAGUUGCCAGAGAUUCAGAAACCAGAACUGCCAACCGUUCCAGAGGUUCCAAAAGUUCCAGAGAUUCCAAAACCAGAGCUACCAAAGAUGCCUGAAGUUCCCAAGUUGCCUGAACUCCCAAAGCCGGAGAUUCCAGAUGAGCCUGAGUUGCCCUUGCCGGAGGAGCCGGAGAUUCCAAAAGAGCCCGAGGUUCCUGAGGAGCCAGAAGAGCCUGAGGUUCCCGAGGAGCCAGAAGAGCCUAAAUUUGAAUUUCCGUCAUGGAUCCCAAGCUUUCCAUUUCCCGGUGCUGGCGGCGGUUCUCUGGAGACUGAAAAGACAAAAUCUACUUCAACGGCUGAAGAGGUUAAUGUGAAAGGCACGAGUGUUUCUGAGGAAAAUUUGAGUGCUUCGAACAAGAAUCCAUAGAUGAAUGGUCAAAGAACGUUAAAAGAGCAUCUAUUAUAGUGAAUGCUCUUGCAUGAUAUAUUAAUGAUAAUAUAAAGUAUAUGUUUAAUAAUAGUUUGGCUUGUAUCUAAUAUUAAAGUCAAGAAAGAUCAUCUAUAGAAUCCAUAGUUAUGAACUACAGUUUCAUUUCAUGUAUAUGGUCUCUAGCUCUUCAAGAAUAUGUUCAUGUAUAUGGUUUCAUUUCA